GGGUCCCGACAAAGCCCCGCCCAGGUCCGGUUUGCUCUGGCUCGGCUUCUUUCCUGCGGCUGCGCAGUGGCACGUCCCGCGCUCAACUGGCUCAAGAUGGCAGCGUCCGCAUGCCUCCGCCGGCUGGGGCCGCAGGUGCUGCGGGUUUGCAGCCAGAAGCCGCCAUGCGCCUGGCGCGCUCUGCACGCCUCAGCUGUCUGUGCCAAGAACCGGGCGGCACGAGUGCGCGUGAGCAAAGGGGACAAGCCGGUGAACUACGAGGAGGCGCUCGGCCCGCACCAUAUCGCCCACCGGAAGGGCUGGCUGUCGUUGCACACUGGUAACCUGGAUGGAGAGGACCAUGCGGCAGAGCGAACCCUAGAGGAUGUUUUCCUUCGUAAGUUCAUGAUGGGCACCUUUCCAGGCUGCUUGGCUGACCAGAUUGUCCUGAAGCGCCGGGCAAAUCAGUUGGACAUCUGUGCCCUGAUCUUGAGGCAGCUGCCGCCAUACAAAUUCUACUUCCUUGUGGGCUACAGUGAGACACUACUGUCCUACUUUUACAAAUGUCCUGUGAGACUCCACCUCCAAACUGUGCCCUCCAAGGUCGUGUAUAAGCAUAUAUAGCAGGAUGCCCUUUCUUACAUCAAGCUGUAGCCUGCAAAGGUCCAAAGUGUGGGAAAGAAGCAGAGUCAGGGGAAGUGGCUGCCCUAAGGUUGGAGACCUCAACUCCAGGCCGCUGUUGAAUAAAGGGCCUGUUGUCUUGCCUCUCUGUCUUUUCCUUGUGGUGUGGGAGCAUGAGUAAGUUUCUUGGAAGGUGCUUUGAGGUGUGCAGGGAGGCUGCUGCUGCCUCCCAAGUGCAUGGAUUAAAGGCAUGCGCCACCAGUGGUG
This is a messenger RNA of Nannospalax galili (Upper Galilee mountains blind mole rat), 867 nucleotides long. RefSeq names its product mitochondrial ribosomal protein S24 (gene Mrps24). The transcript has 4 exons. Gene Ontology annotation, cellular component: mitochondrion. NCBI's taxonomy places the organism in Eukaryota, Metazoa, Chordata, Mammalia, Rodentia, Spalacidae. Bases 97 to 603 code for a protein of 168 amino acids. The record is from RefSeq and is a predicted model, not a curated record. Gene Ontology annotation, biological process: translation.